AUUUCGUUUUACUGUUAGUAUAAUAAUUAUGAGUUCAACUGUUAGAAAGAGAAAGGUACAAGAAACGGAGGAACCAAGUGAGAGCGAACCAAAGAAAAGAGCAACUCGUAAGGCAACCGAACCCAAAGAGAAGAAAGCCAAGGCGACAAAAGAAGCUAAAGCAAAGAAGGAACCCAAAGAAAAGAAAGAAGCUAAGAAAAGAAUAGCUAAAGAUACCCAAAACGAGUUAAAAGAAAAUAAUACAAAACAGACAAAAAGAGUCGCAAAACGCAACCAAAAUGAUCCAGAUGAAAAUCACGAUGAUUUGGUUGACUUUAGGGAUAAAGAAGAUGGAUUGGUUGAUUUUGGGGGCAAGGAAGAAGUUGUUUCCCAAUAUGGGACUUGGGAUGAAGCAGAAAUGUUGGCGUCGACUGAAAAAGUUCCCAAACACUUGGCCUCCAAAUUCAUUGGUCUUCUGUCACAAGGUUGUACGAUACCAUUUAUAGCUAGAUAUCGUAAAGAAGCAGUUGAUCAUUUGACUCCGGAUAGAUUGCAAGACUUGUUUGAGAGUUACCAAAAUGUCCUUUCUUUUAAGAAGAAGGUGAAAUCUGUUUUGGAGACUUUAAGAAAGUCUAAGAAGCUUACGCCUGAUGUGGAACAGAGUAUUAUGAAUGCAAAGAAUCUGUCAGAACUUGACUUAGUAUAUGCACCAUUAAAAUCUCAUUCAACUUCUCUAGCCGAGAGAGCACGCAAUUUAGGUCUUGAGCAGUAUGCUGUCAAUGCAUUGAACAGCAACUUUGUAGACAUAAACAGUCUUUGUGAUGGCAGUGAGGAGCUAGCUACAUUUGAUAAAGUUGAAUCUCAUAUUACUCAUAUAAUAGCAGAUAUCAUUUACAAAGAUUCAAGGGUUCUGGAACAAAUGAGAGCAUUAAAAGAAGAAACAAGAUUUAUUCUACAAAGUAGCAGAACAAAGAGUUCAACUAAAGCUAAAGAAAAACAAGAGGAUGUAAAAUACACCACAAAGUCAGACCCAGAAACCUACAAAGUUUACUUUGAUUGGAAAUGUCCUGUGCAGUUUGUAAAGUGCUAUCAAACGCUAGCUGUGAACAGAGGAGAGGAUGAAAAGAUAUUGUCUGUCAAAGUUGUCGUACCUGAUUGGUUUUAUAAUAAGUUAGAAAGGUUCUGCACAACAUUAUGGAAAAGUGCUCAUUGGGUUCAUAAAGGCCUAACAGAUGCGUACAACAGGCUUAUUAAGCCGUGGCUGUCCAGGCAAGUGAGAUCAGACCUAACCCAUGCUGCACAGAAAGAAGCUGUCAAAACAUUCAUAGCUAAUUUAGAGAAAUACUUACUCACUGAACCUAUAAAGAAUAGAAAAAUUGCUGGCCUCGACCCAGGGUUCAAAGCUGGAUGCAAGGUUGGUAUAAUAAAUGAAAAUGGUGAAAAAUUGGAAGCCACUACAAUAUAUCCUAAACUAAAUAAUAGUAACAUACAUGAUAUAGCUGCAAAACAGUUGAAGGAUCUCUUGCAAAGAAAUAAUGUAGAACUGAUUGGUCUGGGCAAUGGUACAGCUUGUAGAGAGACGGAAACUUGGCUGAAGAGUCAUGGCAUAUCCAGUGCUAUACCAGUCAUCAUUGUACCAGAGCAGGGCGCUUCUAUAUACUCCGUCAGCAAAGAGGCUCAGAAGGAACAUCCAAACAUGGAUCCAAAUCUGAUAUCAGCAUUGUCAAUAGCCAGGCGAGUUUUGGAUCCACUUGGGGAGUUAAUCAAGGUGGAGCCGAAAAACUUGGGUGUGGGUUUGUACCAACACGACAUUCCGGCCAAAAUGCUGGAGACGGCUCUAGACAGUGCGGUGGAGAAAGUCGUCAGUUUGGUCGGAGUUGACGUCAAUACUGCAUCACAGGCUAUGUUGAGGCGGAUAUCCGGUCUAAACGAGAGCCGAGCUACAAAGAUCAUCGCCUACCGCCAACAGCAUAGAUUCACGAGCCGCGCGGAGCUACUCAAAGUGGGAGGCAUAGGGAAGGUGACGUACCAGCAAUGUGCCGGGUUCCUGAGGGUGGAGGGGCCGGAGUUGUUGGACAGGACUGUGGUCCAUCCGGAGAGCUAUGCGGUGGCUAGAGCUUUUGCUAAGAAGAUUGACGUCAACAUCAAAGAGCUAACACAACCGCAUUUUCCGCCUCUGGUGGAAUUAAGAACGAGAAACUUAAACUUGAAGAGUGUCAGUAAAGAUCUAGACACAGACGUGUGUACUCUGGAGCUCAUAGUCAAUGCCUUCAAACAGCAGAGAGAAGAUAAACUUAUCACCUUCUGCCGUCCCGUCUACUCUGUGGCGGUGCAGGCUACUGAUCAGUUGAAAGAAGGAAUGUCUUUGACUGGUGUGGUCCGCAACGUAGUUCCAUUCGGUUGCUUUGUGGACUGCGGCGUGGGCGACAACGGGCUCAUACACCGCUCCCAACUUAACAGCUACUCGCCGAAGCUGGGGGACAGAGUUGCCGUGACCGUGCUCGCCUCACCCAAACCCAAGAAGAUACAGCUCAGAUUGGACGCCAUAUUGGACUAAGAAUCUCUUGGGCAUAAUGGAUAAGUGUUAUGGCUACCAUAAUUGCGAUGCCUUAAUAUAGCUACUGUCCCAAGCUCGGGGAUCGAGUUGCCGUCACCGUGCUAGCCUCACCGAAACCCAAGAAGAUACAACUCAGAUUCGACGCUAUAUUGGACUUAAGGAUGAGGUACUACCGUACUACCGGGGAAAUAGAUUUAUAGGCAAAUGGCGGAUUAAUUGUACUUGACUGAUGAAUAAAUUUUGUUAACGUUUAACUGCGUUGUUUGUCCCCUUUUGCUCUGCUCGAUAAAGUAAAACAAUAGCACUUCAA
This is a messenger RNA of Aricia agestis (brown argus), 2846 nucleotides long. RefSeq lists its product as uncharacterized. NCBI's taxonomy places the organism in Eukaryota, Metazoa, Arthropoda, Insecta, Lepidoptera, Lycaenidae. Gene Ontology annotation, molecular function: structural constituent of ribosome; mRNA binding. Gene Ontology annotation, biological process: nucleobase-containing compound metabolic process; translation. The transcript is spliced from 12 exons. The record is from RefSeq and is a predicted model, not a curated record. Bases 29 to 2536 code for a protein of 835 amino acids.